Mercenaria mercenaria is the source of this 1733-nucleotide messenger RNA. RefSeq names its product E3 ubiquitin-protein ligase RING2-like. Gene Ontology annotation, molecular function: chromatin binding; ubiquitin protein ligase activity. The record is from RefSeq and is a predicted model, not a curated record. The transcript has 4 exons. Gene Ontology annotation, cellular component: PcG protein complex; ubiquitin ligase complex. Bases 26 to 1015 code for a protein of 329 amino acids. Lineage: Eukaryota; Metazoa; Mollusca; Bivalvia; Venerida; Veneridae.
UAUAUUAAAAAUCAAAAUUUCCAAAAUGGCGAAUGAAACCCCUCACGCACCGACUCAAACCUGGGAAUUAAGUCUUUACGAACUUCACAGAACUCCACAAGAGGCAAUAACUGACAAUACUGAGAUAGCAGUUUCCCCUCGAAGCCUACAUAGCGAACUUAUGUGUCCAAUAUGUCUCGACAUGUUAAAAAACACAAUGACAACAAAAGAAUGUUUGCAUCGGUUUUGCCAAGACUGCAUCAUAACGGCUUUGAGAAGCGGAAACAAAGAAUGCCCGACAUGUAGGAAGAAAUUAGUGUCCAAAAGAUCGCUCAGACCAGACCCCAACUUCGAUGCUCUUAUCUCCAAAAUUUAUCCCAGCCGAGAUGAAUAUGAAGCUCAUCAAGAGAGGGUUUUGGCAAAGUUAAAUAAACACCAUAGUACAGCUGCUCUUACACACAGUAUUGAAGAAGGUCUGAGGCAGCAAGCAUUAAACAGAGCACAGAGGGUUCGUAAGCAAGCUUCGGACACAGAUUUGGUACUGAGAAAUGAUACUGGUUCAUGUACAUCUAAUGACAACACUCCAAGAAAGAAAAUCAAACAGUUCUCAGAUGAUUCCAGUACAGAGAAUUCUCUCCUUGAUGGUUUACCAGAGUCAAGUCAGCCAGAUGUUGUACCACAACUGAAUGAGAUUGAACUUGUAUUUAAACCAUACCCAAAAGAAGGUGCUGAAAGGAGUGAUGAAUCAAGAUAUAUCAAAACUACAGCAAAUGCUACAGUGGACCAUCUGUCAAAGUAUUUGGCUAUCAGAUUGUCUCUGGAGGUACAGAAUGAUGCAGAUCCUUCAUCAGCUGAUGAAAGCAAAUAUGCCAUCUUUAUUUACAAUGGUGCAAAUAAUUACACCCCCCUGCCAGGGUGUAUGACACUUGAACAAGUGAAUGACAAAUAUUGGAAUGUUAAUAAACCUCUUGAAAUGUUUUACGCAAGACAGAAAAUAUCUGCAGAAUCUCCUGUUAAAAAAGGCAACGAGAAAUGAAGACUGCAUUGAAACAGUAUUGUUAAAUCAGUUGCACAUUGGACUAGUGCUUCAGAUAGGAGACCCUGUACAUAGCUUUGUACAUGCAUUUGAUAUCAGCAGAGAGAUGUACAUGUAUUUAAUACGAGAGAGAUGGAACUCUGUAUAUAGCAAAUGUUGGAAUAUGUCUAAACAGUUAUUGAUGCUUGUGCCAUGUUAUACAUCACUUCAGUGUGUGCUUUUAUUGUCAACAUUUAUGUGAAUAAUUAAUACUAAUAAAGAUUCAGCUACAAAGUGAAUAUGUUGAAUUAAGCAUACCAAAAAUAAAAUGCUUCGGUUCCUGCAGUGUUAAUGAUACAAAACAGAGGCUUUGUGACAUUGUCUGUGUUGAUGUGAACGAUACAUGUCAGAUGAUUUGUGACAAGACUGGGUUGAUGUAUACAAAAGUGUACGAUACAAAGCAGAUGCUUUGUGACAUUGACAGUGUUGAUGUGAACGAUACAAGUCAGAUGCUUUGUGACAUUGACAGUGUUGAUGUAUACAAUGCAAGACAGGUGCUUUGUGACAUUGACCAUGUUUGUGUACACGAUUCAAAUCAGAUGCUUUGUGACAUUGUCUGUGUAACACUGUGGUACUGUUGGUGUAUAGUUUGUAUGAAUAUGCUCUGUAGUGAGCAGAAUUGAGCAGAAAACGUGUAACUCAUGUUCCAUAUACUGUAAUAAAAUCAGUGGAAAGAAAA